Microdochium trichocladiopsis is the source of this 2107-nucleotide messenger RNA. Its product is annotated as senescence-associated protein-domain-containing protein. NCBI's taxonomy places the organism in Eukaryota, Fungi, Ascomycota, Sordariomycetes, Xylariales, Microdochiaceae. The record is from RefSeq and is a predicted model, not a curated record. The coding region runs from base 435 to 1976 and encodes 513 amino acids. The transcript is spliced from 3 exons. Gene Ontology annotation, biological process: cell division. Gene Ontology annotation, cellular component: plasma membrane.
GUGGCGAUCAGAGCUGGGUGUCGAGUGACGUUGCUCGAGAGGCCUCUCACAGCGCUUGCAAUGCCAUCCCGCGCGCUUACAAGAACAAUGGGCGUCACGUCUAUUCAAGGAGUUGCCGGCCCCAAAACAAACAUUGUCACCAGGGAUUGAUUGCUGCAAACGCAAACGCCGUAACCACCGAUUCCUUGCCCGAGGAUCCCGAUCCUCCUUGCGCGCACACUACACAUUCUCAGGCCCAGUUGUUCGUGGCGGAGGCAAUACCCCUCACCACCACCCAACACCAAGCACCUGUCCCCGUCGAGACGACAAAACGAGGGGCUUUUGGCAAGUCGGCCCCUACUAGCCACCCGACAUCAAGGAUCUUCCAUCGUCCUCCGCAUUGGCAUAGUCCAUCCGCUUGCGAGAACAACGACGAGGCCGAUACCCAAGCAGUCAUGGCCGCCGGACACAAUGAUCCCAAGCUGCUCUACGCCAUUCGCGGCGUAUCGGCCUAUCAUCUCGCCUAUGGCAAGGAGGAAUCUCUCACGCCAGCAGGCCCUCAGACGCUGUCCCUAUUGAUGGUGCCCACCUCUUCGCCCUUCGCCGACCCGUCCUCUCUCGAUGCCAGCCAGAGGGACGCCGAGGAGGACUUCUACCUGCACCUGCACCUGCCUCCGGAGCUCGAUCUGCCUCUGCCCGCCACGACACAGAUCUAUCACCAGCCCCCCUGUAGCUAUCUCAUUCCGCGAUGGGACCUAGGGCGCGACAGUGGUGCCUUCACGCGGCUCGAGUUCCCACAGGUGGGGAGUCGCAAGGGCCUCCAAGAGGAUGUGGAUACCUUUGAAACCAUCCUGGCACAAUGCACUGCGUUCCUAGAGAGAGCCGCACCGCCAAAGACCGCAAAGGCAAAGGAGGCGGCCGAGGACAGUUUCGGACAGCCUUCCACAUCGUCCUCCAGCAAGUCCAAGAUGGCCUACGAGGACCAACUGCCAGCAUACGACCCCGGCCAGUACGAGCCCGGCGAGGCAUACGUCCAGGGCAGCCGGAGUAGCCACCAGGGAGGCAGAAUCGUGCUCAUUGACGAGGAGGAUGGAAGCGUCAUUGGAGAGCUGGGAGAGGGCUACGAAAUCCUGGACGCAAAGGUCGAGCCCGGCUCCAAAGCACCGGUCGAGAUCACUAUGCCGGCAGAUGGGGAGGCCAAGAAGCUUGCUAUCGUGCCAGCCUCGCAGGAGACACUUGAAGAAGAACUCCACCCUGCGUACAAGAAGUCGACCUUGGUCACUAAGGCCACGGCAGUCUCCCGCCUGAUUAUGACGACCACGAAUAUAGCCUCUACAGCCAUGGCCUCUGGUUCGGAUGCCUUCAUUCGAAACACGAAGCCAUUGGAGACGGCCAUGACCUUUCAGCCUACCACACAUGAACGAGUGCGUCGCAUAGGCAAGUUUUCGGGCGAUGUUGCUGGCGUGUCGGCCAAGACUGUGGGACAGGUCACCAAAGUGGCACAGAAUCUGGGCGCCCAUCUGUCUGGACGCGGCAAAGGAAAAGACCCAAAUGCCCGCCGCGGGUAUGGGCCCGAUGGCAAACCACUCGACUCGUUCAAGCCCAGCCUGCUGAACAAGAGCAUGAUGGCAUUCUCGACGGUCGCCGAUGGCAUCGACCAGGCUGCGCGGAACCUUAUGACCUCGGCAACGACGAAUGCCACGACAAUGGUGACGCACAGGUGGGGCGACGAGGCCGGCGAAAUGUCUAAACAUCUCGGAGGCAGCGUCAAGAAUGUCGGUCUGGUCUAUAUUGACGUCACCGGCGUCUCGAGAAGAGCGAUCAUCAAGGCUGUGGGCAAGGGCAUGGUAGUCGGGAAGGUCAAGGGUGGAGGUGAGAUUGUCGUUGGCGAUGAUAUCACUCGGCAAAUCUCCAACGCGGGAUCAAGCGGCCAAUCACCGCUUUUGCUUGAAGACAGCAAGACGGCCAGCCUGACCGGAGAGAAGAACUCGUAUUGAUGAGGUUGACCACUUUUUCGGGAAGGAUCCGGUUGGUGUAUGUAUGGAGGAUAUGGAACAUACUGUGACGAUAUAUAGAUUGCUUUAGUCCGUCGAGCGAUAGACAAGUGAAAUUUCACUGAAAGUGCCGC